Epinephelus lanceolatus (giant grouper) is the source of this 2954-nucleotide messenger RNA. Its product is annotated as vesicle-associated membrane protein-associated protein B-like. Gene Ontology annotation, biological process: endoplasmic reticulum membrane organization. Gene Ontology annotation, molecular function: FFAT motif binding. Lineage: Eukaryota; Metazoa; Chordata; Actinopteri; Perciformes; Serranidae. The record is from RefSeq and is a predicted model, not a curated record. Gene Ontology annotation, cellular component: plasma membrane; endoplasmic reticulum membrane.
CUGCCACGGCCCCGCCCCUCUCGUAACGUCGUCUUCUCUCUUCCUUCCCGUCUCUUCCUCCGCUGCUAGCAUAGUUAGCACUAGCACGUUAGCCUCCAGCAGCUGUCGGUGGCACUCAGUCAGCCAACCAGUAAGUCCGAGUGCUGGUGUAUUUGUAAUCAUCGUCCUCCUCCUCCUUCCCUCCCGUGGAAAGACCGUGGACGGCCGGGUUGUUUCUUCGGGAGCCAGCUGCCUCACCUCCUCGGGCUACCUGCAGUAAAAUAUUGUUGUCCUCGCCGUCACGACAGGAAGAAGCCCUGGGACAUGGCCAGACCAGAACAAGUCCUGGUGCUAGAGCCACAACAUGAACUGAAAUUCAGAGGCCCGUUUACAGAUGUCGUCACUGCCACUCUGAAGCUCACCAACCCUACAGAUAGAAAUGUGUGUUUCAAAGUCAAGACAACUGCCCCUCGCAGAUACUGUGUGCGCCCAAACAGUGGCAUCAUUGACGCUGGAACCUCCAUCAAUGUUUCUGUUAUGCUACAGCCGUUUGACUAUGACCCCAAUGAAAAGAGUAAACACAAAUUCAUGGUGCAGUCCAUGCUGGCUCCAUACGACAUGACUGACAUGGAAGGAGUUUGGAAGGAAGCAAAGCCUGAAGAGCUGAUGGAUUCAAAGUUGAGAUGUGCAUUUGAGAUGCCUCUAGAAAAUGACAAAACUCAUGAGAGUGAAACCAACAAAACUGUGUCUUCCUCUGCCUCCUCUGUUAAGACUGAGCACUCCACGCUGCCCAAGUCAGCCAGUGCCUCUCUGGAUGACGGAGAGGUGAAGAAGAUCAUGGAGGAGUGCAAGCGGCUGCAGAUGGAGGUGCAGAGGCUACGGGAAGAAAAUAAACAGAUCAGGGAGGAUGACGGGCUGCGGAAGAGAAAGGUGACCUCAAUGGGCACUCCUCACUCCUCUUCCUCCUCCGCCAUGGCGACCUCGGCCAUGAGGGACGAAGGCCUAAGCACCCGCAUCCUGGCGCUCUGCGUGCUCUUCUUUGUCAUUGGAGUCAUCAUUGGCAAGCUGGCCCUGUAGAGACACAGACAGACAGAGCACAGUGACAGACGGGCGGACGGCGUGCUCGGGAGGACACGUGUCAAUAAAGGCAACGGAGAUGUCUUCUGGGUUUAUGUUGGUUUCUCUUUCUUUUCUUUCUUGUUUUUUUUAAACAUUUAAGGCAAUAUCAUGAUGGUUUGUCUGGAUGGAAAAUAAUUUAACGUGUAAAAAGAGAACGAAAGAAGGCGAUCCCAAGUUAAACCAUGAGUGCGAGCGUUUUUGUCACAGGUCUUGCCUUUUUCUCUUUUUUUUUUUUUUGUGAAAUAAUCAACACCUCUGAUCUGUUCUUUCCGUCCAUCCCUCCUUCCUAAAUGAUCUUCCGCAACUUGCACAGGUAACAGUUAGUGGUGUGUGUGGAAGUGGCUUCAUGCUGGCUGAAUGUCUAAAGUCUUUCAUUGAUUCUGAAGUCUUCAGGUUCCUCACUCACAUUGUCUAUAAGAAAGAUCUAACACUCCUCUUCUGAUAAUCUCUCUUCCACUUAUUACUGAUAAUCUGCAAGGAGAGAGUGAACUCAAGUGAUCAGUGAAAGACUUUUUUUCUUGAUUUAGACUCAAUGUAUUGUCUUCUAACAGUAUGUGGUAAAAAUGUGAGCCAGUAGAAGCCGUGUGUGCGUGUGUCAUCUUGAUUUUGCCUCCUGCAGGAGGGCUGAUGUGACUGUGCGAAUGGAUGUUUUUAUGUGAGCAGACCACAAAUGGUGAAGUCACAGGCUGUUUUAGAGCGAAGGAAGAGGGGUGGUUUGAACACAAAACUGUCAUCUGAACAGAUUUCCUGUACACGUCAGAAAAAAUGGGGGUCUGUGUUGAAAAUCAGAUUGAAACUUGAUCAUUUUUGUCGCUGAUCAGGCAAAGAAAUCAGUAGAAAUACAGUAAUUUUUUGGCCAUUUGUAACAAUAUAACCCGCUACAAAUCAAGAUCAUGAUAAAGAAUUUAUGCUGCAUGGUGAUCAAGUUAAAAAGCUAUAUAACGUCAGAUUUUCCCAGUUAACGCUGAAAUUUUCUUGAGAAUUACUUCCUCAGGUUGAGAGAGGGGCACUAGACAAAAUACAAACAAAAACUUCCCCCCCUUAAAGCAGUGAACAUUUUCAAUAUAUAACAUACAGUAUGUAACAAUAGCUUUGGCCACCUUGUUUAAUUUUGCCCAUGGAGUAUUGUAUUUGCGUCCUCUAGUGUAUUACAGCAGUUGUUUGCUUCAUUUUUUUUCUUAUUUUAUCAUGUAGCCACGAUGCUUCUGUUGUUUAUAAUAUUCAAAUGCACUAUAUUCAAGUGUCCACUCUGCAGUCUGCAUGAAAUGACCUGGAUUUAAUAUGAUUAUUAUUAUUUUUUGAGUGUUGAAGUUAUAUUAGCAAAACAAAAAAAACUGUCUUCUCAAAAGGGACCAUCUUGAGUCUGGUUUAUCAGUUUGUGUGUGUUUUGUUUCCUUUCGAUUAUCUUUUUCUUUUGUUUGGCGUCAGGCUCCGGUGGUCGUGAGAUAACUGAGACAACACAGCUGUAUUAUCUCGGCCCGUCACAUGACCAUCUAAGCUGGUUGUUAUAGAGGGAAAAAAACAAGAAUAAAUAUCUGUAUUUUUUCGUUGCCUGAGGGAGCUCGGGGAGCAGAGAAGUGGGAAUGUGGGCGGCUGUUGAGGAGGACUGACCUGUGAAUACACACUACAUUAAAGAGAAAAAAAAAGGCAUCAGAGCUUCAGACCACACAUGCAAAGAUACAGUCACACGACAAUGUAAUCACACGGUAAUUGGAUACUCUUUUGUAUGUACAUAAAAAUAAAGACUCAAAAAGAUAACUGGCAAAGUUAUUAACAUACUGUAGUAAAGGAAGAAAAUAAACAACCACCAUGAAUCAUGUAGCAUCAUAAUGAAUUAAAAUACAUCAACCCCCCAA